AUGCAAAAAGCACUGAGACAACGUUCUCUCACAGAGAGAGUGGAAAAUAUUGUCCUUUCACAAUCUGCUCUUCCAGACUCUAUAUCAACAGAAAAAUUGAAAGGCAUUCUAUCCAGUUUAGAGAAAAAAAACACCAGUACCACUAGUACCAUGAGUUUUUUGGAAAAGCAAAAAUGUCAACCACCACUCUUUGGUGUGAACUCUAUCUGUGCACGGACGAGCAGUUUUCUUGUCUCUCAGGGUUCUCCCUCUCAUUUACGGGUGUUGGGUAGUUUUGUUGCCGCCGCCACCCACUCGGAAUUAGGAAAGAUGUUGGAAUGGUUUGCAAAUGCGGUUGUUGGACUCUUUGUGGAUGGUGUGAAGAGUGGUGUGGAUUUCCCUCAACAAUGGGAGGAGUCGCUGCAGCAGCAACCCGUAUUGGCAAAACACAUGUUUGAACUGCAGGGAUUUGGUGUUCUCUUCUCAUAUUUAUUAUGUCAACUCGCCGCAGUGGAGACGACUGUGCGUGCGGGUGGAUUAAGUGGGGUAUACAACAAUAAUAAUAACAAUAAUAAAGAUAAUAAAGAUAGUAGAAGUCGACAUGGAUCUCAUCAACAACAUCAUAAGAAUGAGAAGAGUCGUAUGGAGCGAGGUCCAACGGAUGUACACAUAAAGAAAGAGAUAAAAAAGACAAAUACUACAGAUAUGGAUAAUGGGGAUAAUGGAAUAGCAAGACGAAAUGGACAGCAGAAUAGUAUUAGCAAACCGCCUAAUAAGAAUACCCAAAUAUUACGUAGUCAAGUUUCAUCCGAUAGUAGUAGUAGGGUUUCUCGUGAUACUAUUCCAGUAGCCAUUUCACAAACAUCAUCAAAAGUACCAUUAAAGGUGGAAUCUCAGAAGUUAGAGUGGGAAAGUAUUGAACAGGGAAACUCUACAGAGACUUCAAAACCACCAUCACUCAUUCCAUCAACUGUACCUAACGAGAGAUAUAAAUUAGAUUCCGGAGUGAAUUCCUUUCAAUCACCCUCACAAUACAUGUAUGCAGGGAAUCAACUAACAAAAGUAGAAACACAUGAAACUCCUGAUUGGCCUCAAAGGCGAUUAAGUGAAAGAGUAGCAGUUUCAAACCUUUAUAUUCGUUCUAUUCCUUUACACCUGAAAGAAAUGGAGGGUGAGAAUGAAGAUGGUGGUGGUGCGACGGUAGGAAAGAUUGGUAGUGGCUGUAGUAACGCUUCUUCAGAGCGAAGACCGCAAGGGACUGUAUCUCCACUACGAUCAAAAGAAAGAGGAGGAAGAGGAGGAGGAGGAGGUGGUGGUAUGAAUAAUAAUAAUGUUAAUAAUGCUCCGGUUGUUAGUAAUAGUGGUGGAGAGAGUGAAGUGAAGAGUAGUCGUCUCUCUGCCUUUAAGCCUAGUCCACUACGGCUGGAGGAUAUUGAACAGGAGAUGCGAUCUCGUGAACUGCGUAAAUUGUACGGUGUGAACACCAUAGUGAACUAUGCCCAGAGAGAGUUGAAGGAAUAUGGGAAGAAAAUGGAAGUUCUUCGCAGUGUGUUGGAGUCGGGAGAUGCGGAGAGAGAUCGCAAGUAG
Trypanosoma theileri is the source of this 1566-nucleotide messenger RNA. RefSeq lists its product as uncharacterized. NCBI's taxonomy places the organism in Eukaryota, Euglenozoa, Kinetoplastea, Trypanosomatida, Trypanosomatidae. Bases 1 to 1566 code for a protein of 521 amino acids. The record is from RefSeq and is a predicted model, not a curated record. The transcript has a single exon.